Molecule: messenger RNA, 1391 nt
Organism: Rubroshorea leprosula
Lineage: Eukaryota; Viridiplantae; Streptophyta; Magnoliopsida; Malvales; Dipterocarpaceae
Source: the annotation of a GenBank genome assembly
UUUUUUAAAAAAAUAUCUGGAUUAUUAUUAUCUCUUUGAUUUCUCCUUUUAUCUUACCAACUAAAAACCUCAUCUUGUUUCUCUCUCUCUCUCUUUUAAAGCAGUGCAAUAAUGGGGGACAUGAUCGAUGUUCUUCUUGUGGUCGUCUAAUUCCUUAACCUCCACUGCUUUUGUCAUCUUAUCCUGCGCACCAACUUGUCUGAAGUCCAGAUUAAUCUUUCCCCCUUUUUCUAUUUUUUCAGUUGAUGAAUACAAGCCCUGUUAAGGAGCACAGAAGACUGCGAAGAAGAAUAGGGGAAGGUCGAAUUUUUUUUUUUAAUAAAAUUUUUUUCGAUUCAACUAAUUCGACUUCUGUGGGAGACGAGAAUGGAGGUUUUCGUGGGUCCCACGUUCGUGGAUGUGCCGCCGGGGUACGUUAGAGAGGCGUCCAAGGAUGGGUCUUCGGCGGGUUCCCCUUGUUUGUUUAUAAAGGAGGAUGCCGAUGUUGGUGCUGGUGGCGGCGAGAUCCGGAAGGGAAUAGGGUCUGGGUUGUUGGACGACACGCCGGAGGUGUCGUCGGAGACUGAGAGUUCGUCGUCUAUUGGAGGUCCGGGAGAUAGCGAUGGGGAGGAGGAGGAUGGGGUCGUUUCAUCUCAGGGAAGUGGAGGGUUGGCUUCUUUGGACUCUCUCGAGGACUCUCUUCCGAUCAAGAGGGGGUUGUCAAAUCAUUACUCAGGGAAAUCAAAGUCUUUUGCAAAUAUAGCAGAUGUAAGCUUGAACUUGAAUACAGCCAAAGAUCUGGAAAAACCAGAGAGUCCAUUCAACAAGAGAAGGAGAGUUCUGAUUGCAAAUAAAUGGGCAAGGAAGUCAUUCUAUUCCUGGCAAAAUCCCAAAUCCAUGCCUGUUCUUGCAUCUCUGAAUGAAGAUGAUGAAGAUGAAGAAGGUAAAGAGAUCCCUUCGUCGUCGUCGUCCUCCUCCUCCUCCUGCUCCUCAUCAUCCAGAGAAAGAGUGGAAGAAACAGCAAGAACAGAAGUGCAGAAGAGCAAGCUGAAGCAUACUUUCACUUUUAAGUCACAGAGCUGCUUUUCUCUUACAGAUCUGCAAGAACAAGAACAAGAACAAGAUCAAGAUCAACAACUGCCGCAUUAGGAUGCUAGGAGGCUGUUGAAUGGGGGACAGCUUUGACUUUUCAGUUUCCUAAAACAAUCGUUUGUCGUACGGACUCACCACAUCUCACCUCAGUGAUAAUCUCUCUGGAAGUGUAAGCAUAUCCAUGGGAUGGAAGAGGGCUCGUUCUUUUUAUUUUUAUUUUUAUUUUUAUUAACACUAACGAUGUGAAUUAUCUAUGUAUCAUGUAUUUUUUUAUUAUUAAUUCAUUAGGCCGGUUAAGUUAAUUAAAUUCAAAAUCAUCA